Molecule: messenger RNA, 946 nt
Organism: Lobosporangium transversale
Lineage: Eukaryota; Fungi; Mortierellomycota; Mortierellomycetes; Mortierellales; Mortierellaceae
Exons: 2
Coding region: 180-794 (204 amino acids)
Source: RefSeq, a predicted model, not a curated record
AAAAAAAAAAAAAAAAAAAAAAAAAAAAAACACUCCCGUUCUUCUAUUCCCCCCCUUACUUUUUAUUUAUUUUUUUCUUUUUAUUGACGCCUUUUCUUCUCUUUUUCUUUUUCAUUCUCUACAUCAUAGCAGGGCAAGAUAAGAAACAACCCUAUAAAAGCAAAAACGGAAAAAAGAAAAUGACUACCGCUACUUCGCCCCCAGUAAACCUGGCUGAGCACUCCAGAGACCGUUCUGCAUCCAAUGCGUCAAAACAUGCAGACUACCCGGAUAGGACCGAACCACGGUCGGGAAUGACCAUGGACUAUACCAUCAACGCCAGCGGUACGCGUCAUCAACAACCAUUACAACACUACAACGAGCACGGAAGCGGCUAUUCUGAGUAUCAUGAUCAGCAACAACAACAACAGCAACAGCAUAAUGACAACACCAGCAACGGUAAUGGCCAUAAUAACCAUUACUCCACUCUCCCAGUAUCCUCACAAUCUCAUUACCCACACGUAUCCACUUCCAAUGGGCCUUACCUUCCCCCGCCUAUCCAGACCGCACCAUUCGGUAAUGGUCCUCAAGCCAAUGGACUUCACUCUCAUUCUCAGACCCCUAUAGUGUCGCCUUCACCACUCUCCUCUGGUAACAAUGCCCAUGCUUACCAACAACAACAGGGGCACUACGACUAUGAUCAGUACCAUGCCCAACCCUAUCAUGCACAACAUGCAUCAUACCCACAGGAUCAUCAUCCACAUCUUUGUUUCAGGUAUUUUAGUGGAUUGUUCAGAGUUUGCAACUUCAGAUGAGCUAGCCACUCUAUCAACAUAGAAGGAGAGGGGCGGAGUGGAAGGAAUGCCAAAUGUGAGGAACAAAAAGUGCUGAAACUCUUGUCCUUGUACAGCAUCAACAAUGUGAAGAAGAUAUGACGUCGUCACGAUGAGUGCUUCAGAUUUUGGGC